Molecule: messenger RNA, 2247 nt
Organism: Ooceraea biroi (clonal raider ant)
Lineage: Eukaryota; Metazoa; Arthropoda; Insecta; Hymenoptera; Formicidae
Cellular component (GO): extracellular region
Molecular function (GO): chitin binding
Source: RefSeq, a predicted model, not a curated record
AGAACGCAGUGCAAUUAAAAAUAGAAUCAGCUUCUUUGUACUUUGUUAUUAUAAAAAAUUUAAUCAAUUGAUUCCACUAUACUUACAUUUGAUUACGUCAGAGAUUCUACAAAAAGAGACACUCAACGCAUGUACACUCCAAUAAUCGCAAGCACGCGAUGAGGAAAGACUGUUUUACGGAUUCGCUACUUGCUUUGCAGCUAUGCUUGCUAUCAGAAUACUGGACUGGAGUUAUAUCUUACCGGCACAAUGUUACAAUCAAAAUUUCUCGAUGGAUGAUGCGAUUGACCAUAUCUCGUGCAAAUUUUAAUGACAGUCUAAUUGUCUCAUCGUCGUCGAUAGAUGGACAUUAUAAUUGCGUCCGUAAGACUAAUUGAUUACACUGAUACACCUUUCUUGAACUGCACGCGGUGAAACUCCAUGCAAAUUAAUUUUUUUCAUUUUCGUCAAUGCAGAUUAUGCUACUCGAUAAUCGUUAAAAUUUCGAAAUUUCAAAGGUCGAUUGAGAUAUCACGUAAAAUUUCAAGGUUCCACUGAUAACGAAAGAUUAUACUCUACGUCAAGUUUUUAAUAUAUGCGCAAAUUAUAAUGCACCAAUACGAACAGGAAGUCGUUGAACAAUAAAACGUUUUGUGAAUUCCGAUCGAUAUCUCACGAAAAAUUACUGAAGAUUAUCUUUAUGCCUUAUUAGCUUAUUAUGUAUUUUUAUCUUAAUAAUAAAUAUGUCAUGCUUGAUUUAAAUCAAAUUGAGAGAUAAGAAUUAUUUAAAGUUACUAUAUGGCUCCAACGUGAUUUGCACCAAACUUACAAACUAUUGAAUCGCGAUAGCGUAAAAUUUAUUCGCUCUUCGUAGCCGAAAUCUAACGCACUCUAUUUAUUGCAUGAAUUAUUUUACAAAACAGUGUAGCUGAUUAUCUGUUUUUCCGGAUAAGCAAGCACAAUAUAUCGGCGAUAGAUACGAUCAAUAAUCUAACCUUGUAUUUCGCGAUAACAUGAUGCAUAAAAGCUGGAUCCACUUGGAUUCGGUCACAGUUACGUGUAACCGAUCAGAGAGGAAUUAAUAGAACAAACAAAUACGUUUUCUUCUCCCCAAGUUCGGUUGCAGCAGUAGGCGAUGAAGGGGAUACACGUAAUCGCCAUCGCCUUCCUGGCAUCGUGCACCGUGAUCAGUGCAAAUGAAGAUGCAAAAGACCUGAGCCAGGAUCAAUCUGUUUUGGCGGACACACAUUAUGGCAUUCCUAUAAUAUGCCCGUUCCCAGAAAGAAAUUGGUGGAACACGACGACGAAUCUGCCACACGAAACUGAUUGCACGAAAUUCUACAAGUGCUUCUUGGGUAAACCGAUCCUGCAGGAUUGUCCUCUAGCGUUCAAGAAUGAUCCAAUAAGCAGGCUGCACUAUAAUAGAUUCGAGCAGGUCUGCGACUGGCCAUGGCGAGCCGGUUGCAGCAACUGUCCCCUUGAAGAAGACCGUAGACCGCCGUCUAGGAUAUCGAACAGAAACGACAAUUGCAAUUCAUUCUGGGAGUGCUCAGCAUAUGGAGAGCCGCGUUUGGGUUAUUGUGAACCAGGUCUGUGCUUUAGUCGCACAUGCCAGAGAUGCGUUAGGAACCGAGCGGGCGGAUAUUGUGAUGGACGUGGAGGUCCUAUCUGCAGAGAUGGCCAACGAAAAUCUCAUCAUUGCAACUGCAAUAAGUACUAUGAGUGUCAAGAUGAGGAUUGGUACCUCAGAGAAUGCCAGGGUGGUCUACACUUCGACCCUCGUAGUCAAAGAUGCACGACCCCAGACGAGGCUGGAUGCAUGUAGUGACAGAAAACGAGUAGAACACUGAUUCACUUUGCUGUCCUGCGAGAAUAUCAUCAACUUCGUUGCGAAUCAAAAUCAAAAAACGACUAUUACAUUCUUUCGUCAUAUCUCGGUGUUGGUUCGUCGUUAACUGUCACUCGUAUAAAGAAAUGAGACGUGCGAGUUCCAAUUGGCGCAAAAACUAAUUUUGCUUGGAAAAUUCGGAAAAAAAUCAUCAAGAUUGAAAAUUUGCGGAAAACUACGAGAACUACAAGUAAACUCGUGUCAAAUGAUUCAUUUGAUGUGUGAGCAGGCUAAUUAUAUAUACCCGGAAUGUUAGUUACUUUUAAACGUAGAACAAACAUGAAAAAUAGAAGACAUAUUUUGGAAUGAUUUAUUGUAUUCUUUGAUAGAAAUGAAGAGAUUACAAAAUAAAUUUGUAGGAAUGAUAAUCAUGCAACUUA